CCUCGAGCAUAUGCCCCUGGCUACAUACAGAAUGGUGCGACCGGACUUCCAUCACCUGGAGCGGCGCCUCUGCUGCCCAACCAGGGUCGUAUCAUCCAGACGGGGCCCAUACGUAUCCUUUGCAUUGCGGACGUUCGAGGAAACUUGCGAUCGCUCAACGAACUUGCAAAGCAAGCCCAAGCCGACCACAUUAUCCACACUGGCGACUUCGGAUUCUAUGAUCAUACGUCCCUGGACAGAAUCGUGGAGAAGACCCUGAAGCAUGUUGCACAGUACUCACCACUGAUCUCCGAACCGGUCAAGAAGGCUAUCCAGCAGGGUGGACCCGGCUCUGUGAAGUCCAGAUUCUCUGCGAGCGAGCUGCCCCUCUCCGAACUUCCUCUUCUGCUCAGCGGAGAGCUGAAACUCGACGUUCCCGUCUAUACCGUCUGGGGUGCCUGCGAGGAUGUCCGGGUUCUUGAAAAGUUCAGAUCGUCCGAGUACAAAGUUCCCAACCUCCAUAUCAUUGACGAAGCUCGCUCCAUGCUGCUAGAAGUGGGCGGUGUGAAGCUCCGACUCCUUGGUCUUGGUGGUGCCGUGGUUAUGCAUAAGUUAUUCGACAACGGAGAGGGCCGCACCACCAUUGCAGGAGGACAAGGUACAAUGUGGACGACUCUGCUACAGAUGGGAGAGCUGGUUGACACUGCUCAUCGCGUCUACGAUCCUACCGAAACCCGAGUCUUUAUCACGCACGCUUCUCCUGCUCGCGAGGGUAUACUGAAUCAGCUCUCUGUCACUCUGAAGGCGGACUUUUCCAUUUCAGCCGGACUUCACUUCAGGUACGGAAGCUCCUACAACGAAUUCAGCGUCAACCCUACGCUUGACCAUUACCGUGGGAAGCUCGCCGCCUCGAAAGCCUCUUUCAACGACGUCUGGGAAACUGUCCGGUCAGAAGUGGAGCCGGCGAUCCAGCAGAACGAGGCCCAGCAGAACCUGCUGAAGAACGCCCUGCAAAUAGUAGAAAAGAUGCCCUCGACGGCUGCUGGUGGAAAUCCUUUCGGGGGCCCCGGUCAGGGUGUUGGCGCAGUUGACGAGAGCGCUUUCAAGAACAUGUGGAAUUUCAACCUCGCCGAUGCCGCUUUUGGCUAUCUGGUUCUGGAAAUCCAAGACGGAAGGAUUGGGACGGAGAUGCGUGCUCAGGGAUUCAACUUUUCCCACCGAGGAGCCAAGCAGCAGUCAUCUGCUGCUCCCACAUCAACAGCCGCUGGCGCUCCAACGAGCGCGGCGGCUUCUGCUACGCCCACCGCACCUGCUUCUAAACAAUCCCCAUCAGCUCAACCACUGAAGGCCGUUCCCAGUGUUCCCGCUCCCGCGACAACGAACCGACAGACCCCCCAACCCACCACGGGCAGCGGCCCAGCUGCUAAGGACGCUGACAAGGCAGCAGCUUCGACGAAUGGAUCUGCAAACGCCCCCGAACCGGCCACCUCGCCGGCCCCCAAAACCUCGGCAUCUGAUAUCAUUGGCCUUUUCAUUAUGAAUGUGAACACAGAGGAGCAAUGCCGUGAUCUGUUUGAUGAGGCGGACAAGGCCAAGAUUCUCAAGAUUGAGAAAUGGGGUGGCUCAAACAAGGUCGUUCAGUUCCGAACAAUCGAAGACCGCGAUGCAGCCAUGGGCAGGUUACCAGAGUCUGUCAAGACGCGGACUACGGAGGAUCGGUCAAAACCCCUGGUUAAGAUCUUUCACCAUCGAGAAGGCAAGCCUUUCAACAGCCGCGGCAAUGCCGGAACCUGGGGUGGCAGCGGACGAGGCGGAACUGGCACGAGCGGAUAUCGCAGCGCCGGCGGUACUAGCGACUCCGAGAGCAACCGGCGAGGUGGCCGCGGAGGCCGUGGAGCUCGGGGUGGCGAGCGAGGACGCGGAUCCCGUGGACGAGGAGGUCUGAAGGGGGAUACGGGUGCAUCACCUGCGGCGACACCCUCU
Molecule: messenger RNA, 1962 nt
Organism: Trichoderma citrinoviride
Lineage: Eukaryota; Fungi; Ascomycota; Sordariomycetes; Hypocreales; Hypocreaceae
Exons: 2
Molecular function (GO): hydrolase activity
Source: RefSeq, a predicted model, not a curated record